This is a messenger RNA of Homalodisca vitripennis (glassy-winged sharpshooter), 409 nucleotides long. RefSeq names its product proline-rich protein 27-like. Lineage: Eukaryota; Metazoa; Arthropoda; Insecta; Hemiptera; Cicadellidae. The transcript is spliced from 2 exons. The coding region runs from base 1 to 345 and encodes 114 amino acids. The record is from RefSeq and is a predicted model, not a curated record.
AUGGCAUCCUUCAGCUCUUUGACAUCUCUCCUGAUCUUGCUUUUGGCAACUUCUUCCACACUGUCAGCCGCCGUGCUCCCAGUGGCUGCUCCUUACGCCGUCGCUCCCUUCGCCUCCAGCUACAACGCUCACACUGUCAACCAUAACAUCGCUACUCCAGUCGCCGCUGCUCCCUAUGUAGCCGCUCCAGUUGCCGCUCCCUUGGCCGCUGCUCCCUACGUAGCCGCUCCAGUGGCUGCUGCUCCUUACGUAGCUGCUCCCUUAUCAGCAGCUCCCUAUGUAGCUUCUCCAUACGUCAGUGCUCCUUACGUAUUCACCGGAGGCAACCCUUACCUUCUGAAAUAAAUCUAUAUUUGCUCAGAUGUAUUCCAGAUCUCAUGUGCCAAUAAAAAUAUAUUGAUGUGAAUAU